UAUCCAAAACUUCGCAAUGUCAACUGACUUCCGUUUCUUGGUAUCUUAAACUCGCUGUCACGUAACAUGGUUUUCCAUCCAUUCUAACAACUGGACGAAUUUCAACGACUGGUUUUAAAUUUAUCACCGACCAAGCGUUGUACAUAGCGCGACUCGAUGAACAAAGACGGUCGCCACGACGGACGACGGCGCGGCGCGGGGCAGCACCGUCUGGGACCGAGAGUCGGCCACGCAGGUGACGGGAGGGAAAGGUCUGGGAGCAACAGCUCGGGGUCGUCACAUGGAGGAGGCAAAAAUAAAAACGCCUCCAUUAAUGUGCUCAAGGCAUCUUUCCAGCGCUCCAACAGUCAUGAUAAAGUACGAAAGAUCGUCGCCGAAGAAGGUCGCGCUGCUCGGAACCUGAUUGCGUGGAGUGUCCCACUGGAGAGUAAAGAAGAGGAAGCAAAGUCCAAAAGUCACACCACUGGCAGCUCCAGAGCCCAAAGGACUUUUUUUGGACAGCAAAGGAAUAAGAAACAGAAUACUGGUGUGGAGAGUAAAAGCAUAGCUGGCACCUUGUUGGAAAAGGGGCCAGAGAAAAGCCCUACAAAAGCCCGGCAGCCUCGCAAAGUGGACCUACGAGCACGCUACUGGGCCUUUCUGUUUGACAACUUGCGACGUGCAGUGGAUGAGAUCUACGUCACGUGCGAGUCCGAUCAAAGUGUUGUAGAAUGCAAGGAAGUGUUGAUGAUGUUGGACAACUACGUGCGGGAUUUCAAAGCCCUCAUCGACUGGAUUCAGCUCCAGGAGAAGCUAGAGAAAACCGAUGCCCAGAACAGGCCCACGUCUUUAGCCUGGGAAUUACGUAAGAUGUCACCAGGACGUCACGUGGUGCCUAAUGCCUCUGCAGACAGAAUGGUUUCCUCUCCGGGUGCACGUCGGGCACUAAAUUUUGGUGGACCUCCACCCACACUGGCCGCAGCCCGGCUGUCUCUUACGGGCCCCAGUUGGGCAGACAGAGUGAAAUGUACGAAGUCUGCUCCAAGUUCUACUCAGCUGAUGACUUCUUCUGUUGAAAAGCCAAGUAAAAAAGAUUCUGAAGGCUGGGAAACUGUCCAACGAGGUCGUGCAGCCAAGCCUCGCUCUGCCACCAUGAUUGCCAAGGUCAGUCCAGUAUUGGCCACUCACGUCGCCCCAAAGCAGGACAGCACCAAGAACCGGUCACUUGUACCGCCACAAGAAGAGCAUCCCGUCUGUUCCCAGUGCCCCACUCAUGUGGACGCAACCCAGGUGGACUCAGAGAAGAAAGUUCCGACAUUCCAGGAUCCCCCAGGGAAGGAUAAACAUCCAGUCAGUAGGGAUAGUGUGGAGCCCCCAGCAGAGAAUGCACAAGACUCGGGGCACUCGGGUGUCGACGCACCCCGCAACGACGCGCCUCCCCCUAUAGCUGAUAUCACCCCUUCCCAAGCCCCAGAGCCCACCUUGUGUUCAGCUGCAGCCCCACCAGCAGACAUGACCAUAUCAGUCCCACCCCCUGCCCUCGCCCACUCUGCAUCCUUAGAGCGACCUCAGACGGAUGGGCUCGGCGGACUCUUGGCCUUGGGGGACAGUGUGGCUGAGGGGGGCGCGUUGCAGGGCAUGGCCACAUCUGCUCCACAACAGGCUGAGACUCCCAUGGAUGCGGUGAAACUGGAGAGUGUGCUGGACCCCACAGAGCUUUCCACUCCUCAGUCCAUGGCAGAGGUCUUGGCUAAGAAAGAAGAGCUUGCCGAUCGACUAGAGAAGGCUAAUGAAGAAGCGAUUGCCAGUGCCAUUGCAGAAGAAGAGCAGCUGACCAGAGAGAUUCAAGCAGAGAACAAUGAUCUUGAGACCGACAACGAAAAUGACUUCCCGGCUGGCAUGGCUAAUGGAGGGUGUGGGCCCAUUAUGGAGUGGAGUGAAAUGUUGGCAGACUAUGAUGCGAGGGAGGCCUGGCGUCAGAAUACCUCAUGGGGCGACAUGAUGGAGGAAGAGCCGGCUCGACCUCCUGGACACGGGAUCCACAUGCAUGAAAAAUUGUCCUCGCCAUCACGCAAAAGGACUAUUGCAGAGUCAAAGAAGAAACAUGAAGAGAAACAGCUGAAGGCUCAGCAGCUGCGAGACAAAUUGCGAGAGGAAAAGACGCUCAAACUGCAGAAGCUUUUGGAAAGGGAAAAGGAGGUGAGGAAAUGGAAGGAAGAGUUGUUGGAACAACGGAGGAAGAUGAUGGAGGAAAAGCUGCUGCAUGCAGAGUUAAAACGAGAGCUUCAACUCCAGGCCAUUGUGAAGAAGGCUCAAGAGGAAGAGGCCAAGGUAAAUGAGAUAGCAUUCAUCAAUACUCUUGAAGCCCAGAACAAGAGACAUGAUGCCCUAGCGAAAUUAAAUGAAUAUGAGCAACGCCUUAAUGAGCUCCAGGAGGAUAGGCAGAGGAGGCAGGAGGAAAAGCAGGCCAGAGAUGAAGCUGUGCAGGAACGUAAACGAGCCCUCGAAGCUGAGCGGCAGGCACGCGUGGAGGAGCUGUUGAUGCGGCGCAAGGAGCAGGAGGCCCGUAUUGAACAGCAGCGGCAGGAAAAAGAAAAAGCAAGAGAGGAUGCGGCACGGGAGAGAGCUAGAGACCGAGAGGAGCGUCUGGCCGCUCUUAGUGCAGCUCAACAGGAGGCCAUGGAAGAGCUGCAGAAGAAAAUUCAAAUGAAGCAUGACGAGAGCAGCCGUAGGCAUAUGGAGCAAAUGGAGCAGAGGAAGGAGAAGGCGGCUGAGCUCAGCAGCGGCCGACACGCCAACACGGACUAUGCCCCCAAACUUACGCCAUACGAGCGCAAGAAACAUUGCUCACUCUGCGCUGUUGUGAUCUCCUCAGAGGUGCACCUGUUCAGCCACACCAAGGGCAAGAGGCACCAACAGGCCGUGCGAGACAGUAGCAGCAUCCAGGGACGGGAGCUCUCCGACGAAGAAGUGGAGCAUCUUUCCUUGAAGAAAUACAUUGUGGACAUCAUGACUGACAGCUCCGUUUCCUCUGAGAGUGUAAAGGAUAACGAGGAGAGGCAAAAGGCCCGCAAGAAGGCGAAGAAGCUCCGUGCCAGGAUGAACUCCAGAGCAAAGCAAUACGAGACGUCGUUUGAGGCAAAGACGCAAGUUCCUGACUCCCCGUACAAAGCCAAGUUACAACGCCUCGUGAAGGACCUUUUGAAGCAACUACAGGGCCAAGAUAGCAGCCAGUGGGCCAACAAUAAAGUGUCCGGUCUGGAUCGAACUUUGGGAGAGAUUUCUCGCAUCUUGGAGAAACAGAACACCGCAGACCAAAUAGCCUUCCAAAUGGGCGGCGGCUUAUCAGCUUUGGAGCAAAUCCUGCAAGUCGUCACUGCUGCCUCUUCACCCACGGCCCUUCCCCGUAUUCCUUACAAGUCCCUUUGUGUUGCUGUGAAUACCUACUUUUCGACAUGCUCCGGCUGUCCCCUCAACUGCUCCUAUGUGCUGUUCAGCAACAAGAUCGCUCUCCUCAUGGACUUACUGCUUCACCAGCUAACGCUUUAUGUUCCAGAUGAGGAUAAGUCCAUCUUUGGCCGCAGUGUUAACAAACAAGUGUUUGAGGGUUUUACCACCGGCCUAUUGCAGACCACUGCGACCGUCUUGGGGUGCCUGUCUCCGCUGACCUCAGAGUCAGGAAAAACGGAAAACACGGUGAUUUCUUCGCCAGAUCCCAAGGUCAAGAACAGCGCCACAGAGUCCUUCAAUACUCGCACGCAAGACCUAAUCAGCUAUGUGGUUAACAUGGGUUUGAUUGACAAGCUGUAUGGGUGCUUUUUAUCCAUCCAAAGCCCUGUGGAUGAGCACCCCAAGAUGUCUGCUUUCCUCCAGCAAGCCUCAGCUUUGUUGUACAGCACGUGCAAGCUGUGCUUUGUCGUAACUGGACGUGGGUCCACUAUAUUUGACAACAAACGUCAGGACCCAACUGGGCUAACGGCCCUGCUGCAAUCGACAGACCUAGUGGGAGUGGUGCACACGCUCUAUUCCAUCCUGCUGCACAGCUUCUCGCCGGAGUCCUCCUCUCAGAGUCAGGAACCUUACAGCCCAGGGGUUAUCCAGGUGGCUUUGCAAGGCAUCCGCUUCCUCAACAGUUUUGCCCUGCUUGACCUCUCUGCCUUCCAGACUGUUCUAGGAGCCGAGGGCUUGUCGCUCGCGUUCCGCCACAUCGUCAGCUCGUUGUUGUGGUACUGUACCCAGCAUUCGGCCGAAGAGCUGCUCCACGAAGUCAUCAUCUGUGUCGGAUACUUCACUGUCAAUCACCCGGACAACCAGGUGAUCGUGCAAUCUGGCCGCCAGCCCAGCGUGCUGCAGAAACUGUGCCAGCUGCCGUUCCAAUAUUUCAGCCACCCUCGCCUCAUCCGCGUGCUCUUCCCCUCUCUCAUUUCGGCGUGCUACAACAACGGACCCAACAAGGUCAUCCUGCAGCAAGAGAUGAGCUGCGUCCUGCUCGCCACUUUCAUUCAGGAUUGUUCUUCAAAUGAGAAACAAUACGACAGUAAAACAAAGCUGAAUGCAUCACUUGAGCAGUUGGAUUACUGCGAGUUGCCCAACCGCUUCCCUCGAGACCAGUGGGACUCGGCGCUGCAGUUUUUCCUCAAAAAGCAGGACGAGUGACAGACUGCCAACCUUAAAGAAAAGCACCAUCGACUCUCUGACCUGAAGCUGAUCUGACAAAAAAAACUUUCAAAUGUUAAGAAAAAAAAUGUGAAAUCCUUGUUCUGUGUUGCUGCACCUGCUGCGAAAGCAGACUGAUGUGCAUGAGGAAUUUGCACCAAAUAGCUUGUUUGUUUAAGAGCAACAAAAGUUUGUUUCUGUUCUGGAAACGUACAUUUAUUUAUUUAUUACAUUUGUCCUAUUUUGUACUCAUCUUAUGCCAGUCAUGACAUCCACUACUUCCAAACGCGUUCGCAAUGUUUUUUUUUCUGACUGGCACCUUUUUCGGUUUCUUCCUUAAGAAGGCAAAACGCUAAUUUAAUCCUAGAUUACUGUCAACGCACAGGUUAAAUAUUUAUACCAUUAUAGUUUCUAUUCAUGUAUGUAAUAAAAGUUCAUUUUGCUCAA
This is a messenger RNA of Hippocampus zosterae (dwarf seahorse), 5082 nucleotides long. RefSeq names its product S-phase cyclin A-associated protein in the ER (gene scaper). The record is from RefSeq and is a predicted model, not a curated record. The coding region runs from base 157 to 4635 and encodes 1492 amino acids. Gene Ontology annotation, molecular function: zinc ion binding; nucleic acid binding. Lineage: Eukaryota; Metazoa; Chordata; Actinopteri; Syngnathiformes; Syngnathidae. The transcript has 31 exons.